Molecule: messenger RNA, 807 nt
Organism: Tinamus guttatus (white-throated tinamou)
Lineage: Eukaryota; Metazoa; Chordata; Aves; Tinamiformes; Tinamidae
Gene: KAZALD1
Product: Kazal type serine peptidase inhibitor domain 1
Biological process (GO): regulation of cell growth; regulation of signal transduction
Cellular component (GO): extracellular region
Molecular function (GO): insulin-like growth factor binding
Source: RefSeq, a predicted model, not a curated record
AUGUCUGAAGCCAAGACCCUGACGUGCCCUUGCCUCGUGCUUUCCAUGCUCUUUUGGUGCUGGGCUUUGCUCCAGCCGGGCCAGGCUUUUCCCAGCACCUCCGACUACCUGCAGCGGGGCUGGCAGCGGCUGCUGGAGGAAGGGGAGGACUGUGGUGAGUGCCGGCCGGAGGAGUGCCCGGUGCCGCGCGGGUGCCUGGCCGGGACGGUGCGGGACGCCUGCGACUGCUGCUGGGAGUGCGCCAACCUGGAGGGGCAGAUCUGUGACCUGGACAACACCAACCACUUCUACGGCAAGUGCGGCGAGCACCUGGAGUGCCGGCUGGACGCCGGGGACCUGCGGCGCGGAGAGGUGCCCGAGCCCCGCCCCGACGCCACCCUCACGGUGGCUCAGGAGGGGCGCUGCGAGUCAGAGCCUCAGAUCACCUCUCCUCCCUACGAUGCCUGGAAUGUCACUGGGCAGGAUGUCAUCUUUGGCUGCGAGGUCUUCGCCUACCCCAUGGCGUCCAUCGAGUGGAGGAAGGAUGGCACCGAGAUGCUGCUGCCAGGAGAUGACCCCCACAUCUCUGUGCAGUUCAGGGGAGGCCCCCAGAAAUACGAAGUGACCGGCUGGCUGCAGAUCCAGGACGUGCGCGUGACGGACGAGGGCACCUACCGCUGCUUCGCCAGGAACAAGGUCGGGGAGGUGGUGGCCUUAGCCAGCCUCACUGUCCUCACGCCAGACCAGCUCAACCUGACGGGCUUUUCGCUGCCGAAGCUCCGUGCGACGCCUGAGGACUACGGGGAGAGCGAGGAGGACUAUUACUAA